This is a messenger RNA of Ictalurus furcatus (blue catfish), 1789 nucleotides long. RefSeq names its product coiled-coil domain containing 120b (gene ccdc120b). NCBI's taxonomy places the organism in Eukaryota, Metazoa, Chordata, Actinopteri, Siluriformes, Ictaluridae. The record is from RefSeq and is a predicted model, not a curated record. The coding region runs from base 1 to 1515 and encodes 504 amino acids. The transcript has 5 exons.
AUGCGCUGGCCCAUGCAUGGCCAAAUCGACCGCUCUAUGCUUCCCUUCACUACCCUUGAUACUGCCCUCCCUAGACAGGAUCCUCAGGGGCAAUCACAAGGUGCUACUAGUAGCCCCGAAAUGGCUAGGGAGGAGGACUUGUCUUCCAGUGUGGUUUCCGAGCAUCGCUCACUUUCUCAUCCUCGGCUGGUCUCAGGCAGCCCUGACAGCCGCCUGUGUAAGACUCUGUCUCCAGUGGAGAUUUACUAUGAGACGAGGACUAACCUUAACUCUACCUAUAGCUCUGUCAGCCCAAGUCAUUCCCUGCCAAGAAGUGCAUCCAAUGUGGAUGGCAUGAGUGUUCCAGCUACACCUAUACUAUCUCAAAAUAUACCAGUCUGCAUUCACGUGAGGUCUGAUAUGUCUAGUGAUGUAGCAUUAAAGCAGUGGGAUGGAAGUCCGGAUGUUGCCCGUUUUCUUCCUUUGGCAUCUCUGGAGAGUUCCUCCUCGGAGCGUAUGAGUUACAUAUACAACUCUCUUGCCCGCCGUAGCAACAGCUCUGAGGCAUUGCUUGACCGCUCCAACCAUCCUCAGCUAGUGGCUCCCCGAAAUGGCAUGCCCCCUAGAACUGGACCCUAUAAGAGCUCAGAGUCCUUGACUGACGGCAAGCUGAGGCACAUGUACCAUGGGAGCCCAGAGAGGCAGCUAGGUGGAUCUAAAGAACAAGGCCACAUGCAUUCAUCAGUUAGCAAAGGAAGUGGGGCAAGCUAUGACGAGACACUGAUGGACUGUAUGACCAAGCCACAAAAGAGACCAGUUCAGUCCCAGCAACACUUUUCAGUAGAGCACAUAUGGCCUGACCUUUCUGCUCUUCCCAAAUCUCGGACCUCAACUCAUUGCAAUGUUUUUCCUCAUUCCCAGAUGCAUUUAACCUCUGACACACACUCUAACAGCCCCAUAUUUGUACAGAGUUACGAGACUAAACCACGUCAAGUCAAAGUCACACGGACUAAGUCCUGUGGGCCCUUUACCCCUCUCCAGCAGCACAGCCUGGACCAUUUACUGGUAUAUGCUUAUGAGCCUACCAACCUUUUAUCUGGCUCCACUGCUUCAUCCUUUCCGAGCCUACUACCCCACCAAACAGAGAUACCCAAUUCCACUGUCACUUUCAGUAGCAAACCUGGACCCUUCUCCCUGCCUACCCUGGAUGACUCUACCCGCAGCCUACACAAGGCCCUGGCAUUAGAGGGGCUCCGGGACUGGUAUCUGAGGAAUGCACUGGGUUACCCAACUGCAGGCAGGGGGCAAGAGGGACUUCGCCUGCGCACCCCACCCCACCUGGUGCGCCUUCCAUGGUCUGUCCCACUGGGCCCACUCUACUCACAUUCACAGAUCCCCCAGUCAAACUCCUUUCAUGGGCACCCACUGCAUGGCAGGUCUGUGGAGUUCUCUCUCUACCAAGAGCGAUUUACCUCCAAGGAAACCACUCAGAAGGAGGCUAGAUCAGAUCCCCCUGCCCCUGGAACUCUGGUAUAACUGCCAGAUCACACUACAUUAAAAACCUACAUUGUGCUAUCUAAAACCAUAAAUGUGUAUGGCAAUUUUCAGAAAUCAAGCUUAAGUUGUACAGUUAGGAUGAAGGGUUUAAUAAAUAUAGAUUAGUCUUCGCAUGAGCUUUUGUUUGCCCUACUACUUAUGUAUACUGCUGAAAUACAGUAUAAUUAUAUUACAAUUACAUUGUAUAUGAUUUGGCAAACUGUAAUAAGCUUAUCUUUCCAUCACCUUCAGAUAUAUUUUCAUGUAUAUAUAC